Molecule: messenger RNA, 2004 nt
Organism: Lodderomyces elongisporus
Lineage: Eukaryota; Fungi; Ascomycota; Pichiomycetes; Serinales; Debaryomycetaceae
Exons: 1
Coding region: 1-2004 (667 amino acids)
Biological process (GO): canonical NF-kappaB signal transduction
Source: RefSeq, a predicted model, not a curated record
AUGGCACUAGAAAAGACGGAGACUCCACAACUUAUAUAUGAGCCAAUUGAAACUGGGAAGGUAAAUAAGAAUAAUGAGGCAUCAACAUAUGAUCGGAAAAAGGCGGCACAAUAUGACACAGCUUGGUACCAUAAUAAACAAACAUCAUCUGACUUGGAAGAUGGGGAAGCCAGCCUAACCUCAAACUCAAACUCAGGCUCAAACUCAGGUUCAGGCUCAGGCUCUACACACAUUUUGCGAGGAAAAGUUGGAUACGAACAAUCAACUAAGGAAGCUGAAACUUUUGAAGAAGAUGCAUCUGGGUUCGAGUCUUGUGAGAAUCAUACACCAUCCCCUAAGAAAGUAGUCAAUUUGAAGCGUGAACACCAUUUGGGAUUUGCAUCGACUCCAUUACACCCCAACAACAACAAUACAAUCUCAUUUCUGUCUCCCAUGAGACGACUAAACGAGCUCCACCUAGAGUCGGAGAUUAUUCUUGAUUUGGAUCUAGAGGGGAGUGAAAAUGAAGGAAAAUACAGAGGCGAAUAUGAACACCAAGAUGAAAAUGAAGACAGUAUAGACAAGAAUCAGGAUGAUCUGAUGGCAGAUGAUGCGUUUGACGAGAAUGCAAUAGGAAACAAGACUAUUAUCAACAAUUCCGAUGAGUCGGACGAUGAACCAGACGAUGAAUCAGAUGAUCAGUCAGGCUCUUCACAACUAGAACAACAACCAGUAUCACCACCACCACUACAACCACCAAGAUUUAUCAAUAUUAAGAAACGACAGCACCUGCAUAUCGAUGCGGUGCGAUAUAGCACCCCCAUAAUGCACGAGGUCCCUAUGGCAGCUGGUUCUGCACUUGGUGUUCCAAACGGUGUUCCAAAUGGUGUUUCAACCACUGCAACAUCGAAAACCAAUGAUUCAAUGAUGUCAAUCUGCAAAAAAUCAAAUGAGAGUACACCUGGAUCCGCAUUGAAGUUUAGCUUCUCACCUAACGAUUCUACACCCUGUCCAACCCAGCCAAAGCGCAAAAAACUCAAGUUCAAACAAGCGUCCACAAAGAAUAUCCUAGACUUGAGUUAUGCCAGAAAGACAUCUCUACAGGAGCUUCCACCCAAACUGCACGGCACAGAUGCUAAUUCAAAUAGCAAUGUCGAUGACAAAACUGGAGAUGAAAAUGACUCAUUUUCGUUUGAAAAGCGGUGUGACUUGGAGUCAACACCAAUUUCACAAUCAACGCCUUCAUCACUGAGAGCUUCUACACCACCAUUACCAAUGCCCUCGCAAGAGUACGGACCUUCAAUCAAUGGAUACAAAUUUGUAAAACCACAAAUACCAACACAGUCUCAGGCUCAAUCACAAACGCAAACACAAACACAAACACAAACACAAGCACAAGCACAAACGCAAACGCAAACACAAGCACACCACAAGACACCAUUAUUCAAAUACGAGACUCCCGAGAAUGGAAACAGAUACAACAAAUUGAAAGAACAUUACAACAGUCGAAACUACGAGAUCCUUGGAGAAUUGCCUAUUUCAUCAGCCGGUUUGAUGAAUGAGAACGAAGAGAAUGUCCACGUUGGAGAUAUGCGAAUAAACACGGAGAUGAACAACUCGGAUCAAACGGCAUUGGAUACGAUUGACGAAAUUGAUGACUUUACAGUCGAGAGGAUAAGGCACGAGUAUCAUAAUGAGGGCAGAGUACGACUACCUUUAUUACCACCAAACUCUUAUAGGAAUGAUUUGCAGUUUGAAGAAUUAAAGCAUUUAUUAACAGUAGAUUCAGUAGAGUCGUUUUUUGAACUAAUUGCUCAGGGACCAAUGCUCGAUUUGCUUAAACAAGAGAGAAUUAAGUGGCACCCUGACAAAUGGGUUGGAAAGCUCGACAGUGGCGGUGUCAGAAACAGAAAAGAAGCCGGUCAUUCUGAUAAUGAUGGAGGGCUCACAAUGCAAACCAUUGAACAUCUAAGCCAAAUCAUCAACUCUUUAUUUGAAUCCUACAGCAACUUGGAAGACAAUUAA